Molecule: messenger RNA, 2112 nt
Organism: Bombina bombina (fire-bellied toad)
Lineage: Eukaryota; Metazoa; Chordata; Amphibia; Anura; Bombinatoridae
Gene: SQSTM1
Product: sequestosome 1
Exons: 8
Coding region: 253-1590 (445 amino acids)
Biological process (GO): aggrephagy; endosome organization; mitophagy
Cellular component (GO): amphisome; aggresome
Molecular function (GO): zinc ion binding; K63-linked polyubiquitin modification-dependent protein binding; protein kinase C binding
Source: RefSeq, a predicted model, not a curated record
UGUGGGGCUAUGGUUAAACUUUUAUUUAGGGGCUGGCUUUACAUUCUGCCUUGUAGCUAAGUGCACGUGAAAAAGGAAAAGGAGGGAACGGGAGUGAAGAGGUGGGGAGUUCCCCUGGAGACGGAAUAAAUACAGGCAGCCUCCGCUAGAGCAGACAUUCACAUCACAGGAUACUAUCAGCGUUCAGUAGCGAGACAAGCGGUGACAUUUUGUAUCUGCGACAUUAGACCAGGAAGAGCUGCGAGAGGUGCCAUGUCAGUCACGGUUAAAGCUUACCUACUGGGGAAGGAAGAAUGUCACAAGGAGAUCCGCCGCUUCCCCUUGGAGCUGCCCGGGGGGAAAGGCAAAGUCGGCCCCAAAGUCAGCUGUGAAAUGCUGUCCAGGAAGGUGACAGAGGUUUUCCAGGGCCUCAGACAGGCUUCGUUUCAGAUGUUCUACAGAGACGAAGAGGGAGAUUUGGUUGCCUUUUCAACCGAUGAGGAACUGAAUAUGGCUCUUGACAUGCUGUCCGAAGAUGUCUUCCGUAUCUAUAUUAAAGAGAGGAAAGAUUGCAGGCGUGAACAUCGCUCACACUGUGCCCAGGAUAACAUGCAGAACAUGGUGCAUCCCAACGUGACCUGUGACGGAUGUGAAGGUCCUGUUGUGGGGAACAGGUUCAAGUGUUUGAUUUGCCCAGACUAUGACCUGUGCAGUGCCUGCGAGGGGAAAGGGAUCCACAAGGAACACAAUAUGAUCAUGUUCCCAAAUCCUGUGGGUUUUCCCCACCGUGGUCGCUGGUUCCGUAAAAUGCACCAUGGAGUGCCCCCGCAUGCCUGGAUGCAUGGUUGGGGGUACCCUGCAGGAGGAUUUAACUGCCAUGGCUUUGAAAAGCCUCAGAACCCUUCUGCAACCCCAAACACAACAGCUCCCGAUGAAGCUGCCCCUGCCGGUACAUCACAACCAUCCCAAGAUCCCAAUGUCACCUUUCUGAAGACUGUUGGAGAGAGUGUUGCUGCUAUGCUGGGCCCUCUAGGUAUAGAUGUGGAUAUUGAUGUUGAACAUGGUGGAAAGCGAAGCAAAGUCUCAACUUCAGAGCCUGGUGCUGAGGAUGUAAACGCUCCGCAAAAUAGUGCAACAUUCCAGAAUACGCCAAACAAUGAACAAGAUUGUUCAAUGGAGACAGAUCAGAUUGCUCUACGGAUGAAAAAUAUAGCUUUGAAAUCACCUUUGCCACCAGACAACGAACAGGCGGAGAACAGUAGCAGCACAUCAGGAGGUGAAGAUGACUGGACUCAUGUCUCUCCCAAAGAAGUUGACCCAUCCACUGGUGAGCUGCAGUCAUUACAAGGCAAUGACACCAAUCAGCCCAGUCCCUUAGACCCAGCAAAAGCAUCCACUUCAUCCACACAUACAGGGCUGAGAGAAGCGGCAAUAUAUCCACAUCUCCCAGCAGAAGCAGAUCCACGCCUCAUAGAGUCCCUCUCACAGAUGCUGUCUAUGGGUUUCACUGAUGAUGGCGGGUGGCUCACUCGGCUGUUGGAAGCGAAACAGUUCGAUAUCUGCGCUGCUCUGGAUACCAUGCAGUCUGUGCGGCAUAUUCCUCGUCCUUAGCAUUCACACAUCUUACAAAACACUAUCUGCACUUUGUGUUCUUGCUUUUACAUUGGCAAAAUAAUUGAUGUAGAAUGAGUAAACUAUACGCUACUGGGGCCUUUGCAGGGAAAUAAACACCAUGAUGAUCCCCCCCUAAUUGGCAAACAACGCAACAAAUAAAUAUAGACAGAGACUCCUAUAUUUAGUUCAUGAUUAACUGCCUGUUGUAGUAGCAACAUUAUACAUGUUUUCAAAACAAAACCAUAUUUUACUGUUGUGGCAAGAACAAGAUUUGUUCCUUUUUAAUUCUAGAAUAACCAGUUGGAUUUUUUUAUUAAUAUAAAAAAAGAAUGUUAGGAGUCAUUCCUGUGGCCCCUGGACAACAUAGCAUUUUCACAUCUAUAGAAGCAAGAUUGACCUAUAUCGCUUUCUUUUUGCAGUUAUAAAUGAUAAUCUGUAUGUCAAUGUUUCUUGAUAUAUUUUGACAAACUUUGUACGUCUUAAAUGUUACUGUAUUAAACUAUAUGUAAAGCAUCAUAA